Messenger RNA from Sphaeramia orbicularis (orbiculate cardinalfish), 2234 nucleotides. It is a transcript of the gene fsip1, whose product is annotated as fibrous sheath interacting protein 1. The transcript has 10 exons. The record is from RefSeq and is a predicted model, not a curated record. The coding region runs from base 105 to 1361 and encodes 418 amino acids. NCBI's taxonomy places the organism in Eukaryota, Metazoa, Chordata, Actinopteri, Kurtiformes, Apogonidae.
UCCAUGGUUACCAAACACAGGCGGAAAACUGUUUCUAUUUAGGACUGCAGUCUCUAACUUUGAAAUCACUAUUUCUUUGAAUUAGUCAAACUUUAGGAAGCAGUAUGGAGAUUAUCAGAGGGAGUUUAGAUGACAUUUCUCGACCUGCAUCGAGCGAACAAACAGGCAGCCGUGUGUCCAGCGUGUCCUUGACCCAUAGUGACAGAAUGUGCCCAGCAACUCCCUUUUCCCUCGUCGUUUUGACCAAUGAUGCUGCUGAUUUUCAGGUCCAGAGCAGCUCUGAAGGAACAAUGAAAAAAUCCUCCACUACUAAUCCUGAUAAUACUCAUUCUUUUGUUGAUACUACAAAUGAUGAAGAUGAUGAUGAUGAUGAUGAUGAUUUAAAACUGCAGAAAGCCAUUGAGGAAAUGAUAAGACUUGAUGAAAUAUUGUCUGCAACAAUUUGCAAACAACAAGAAGCUAAGCGCCAAAGGAUGGAACUCAGAGAAAAACUCUGGCAAGAGCUAAUGCAAAACAGGUCUGAGGGUCGCUCUGAAUCUGCCCAUGAAGCUCAGAACACAAAGUUAUUUCUUGCUUUGGAAGCAUCCACAGCCAAAGGGCUGGAGGAGGAGAAAGACUUUGAGCCAGUGUUUGAUACUCAGGUUCUUGAUUGUGAUGACCAAGACCACCGGCAUGUGGAGAAAAGGGAGAAUAGGUCUGCAAGUACGAUAAAAUCAUUAGAAACAGACCAUGAGGAGAUAGGAGAAGAGCUUUUUAAAGGCAGUCUGUGUGGAGCUUCCAGAAGCAAGAAAAAACACAAGGACUUUGUCAAGAGAAACAUUGAGCUAAUAAGUGGUGAGGGGGGCCAAGUGCUUUUGACCCAGACAGAGAAAGAGCGUCUAGCCGAGCUCCUCCGAGAAAUAGAUGAAGAGGAAGAAGACAGUGCCAAUGGUGCGGACGGCGAGGAGGACAUGUGGGCUGUGUCAGUCUUGACAGGCCAGGGUUACACCCCAGAACCGCCUGACCUCAAGCAGCUGAAUGACAUUGACUCCAGAAUUCGCCGCCUUGUUCCUGUUGAAGAAUUUAUCUCACUGCAAGGGUCCCAUGUACACCUUAGCAUGUCUCAGGGCCACGGUUCCGAGGUUGGCUGGACAUGUGACGGGGACCUGCAGCCAGGAGAGAAGGUCCUGCAGGAUAUAAAGGAGAGGAGAGGGCAGGAGAGGAGGCUACAAGAGAUCCAACAGCAGCUGGAGAUCCUGGGCCAAGGCCAGGAGAUGACUGAUGAGUCACCAGACCUUGCGGAGGAGCAGUUGCUAACCCUGCUGGAGGAAUGUGAACUGACAGAAAGCUGGAGUCAAGACCUUGAGAUGAACACACCAUGAGAGAUAGAUCCUUCCUGAGUUCAGAACAUCCAUCAAAAAUGCAUGCAUCAAUGUUAUAUUAUCCUCAAACCCCAAAUGACUCAAUUUAAUAUGUACUGUAUGUGUAAGAGGGUUCAGGAAACUGCAGAUCUGUUUUAAAUUGGCACAUGACAAGUCUGUUUUAUGAGCAGUAGCCAAAUAUGAACUGACAGUGAACACAAUAACUCAGUACCAGGAGACCUAGGAUUAGGCUAAGAUUAAUCCUAAUUGGUCUCCAUGUUUUCGCUAAGGUCCUGGCCUGUGUCCCAUUGUUUGUAUUUAUGAGGAAAUAGAACAGCAGGGCCACCCUUUGUAUUCACCUAAGUAUCAUAGAUGAGAACAGAAAAUUGCUGUCAUUAAAUCUAAUAACUGGUUAUGGUGACCACAGAAUGUUCUUCUGCACACAUAAACACUACCGAUAGAAGUGGGUCUAUGGGGUGAAGUCUGAACACUAUAAUGUAUUGAAGUUGAACUCUCUUCUACGAAAUAUAGUAUGUUUCUGUUCGUAAUCUUUCAGCAGAUUCAGUAUGUCUUUUAAUGAGGACAGAGGGAUCAUACAUGCUUUGAUGGAGAGAUAGUGAGAUACAAAAAGCUCAGACUAGUCAAAUGCAUUCCAUUCAUUCUCUCCCCAAUAGGUGAUCUGCUUCAGAGUAGCUCAGAUUAGUAGGAUCUUCUGAAAUCAGACCCCAUGUGACCUCUCUGAGUUUAAUUUUCAUUGUUUACAAAAGAAAGCAAUAGAGUCCACUGACAAAAGAUGACCCAUGUUGAGCGUUAAGUCCAGCUUUUGGUUUGUUUGAGAUAUUUGUGGAGCUGUUGACAUGGUUCCUAUUUGCUCAUGUUUCCACAGUGUGGAGU